GGAGUGGAAGGGUUAAGAGAAGUGAAGUGACAUGAAGGGGAGGAAACAAAUGAACAGCGACAGAACCUGUGAGACUAUUAAUAUUACUGGAGCCUGAGGUGAGUUGCUGCUGCCCAGGAGAAGUCUACCAGAAAGAAGCUGCAGCAGAACAUUAAACAGGCUUGGGACUGAACUUGGGACAUUAAACACUCUGUAUUUGAGUAAGGAGCAGAGUUAAACUCAUCAUCAAGAUUGUCAGUAACUUCAAGAUAUCAAUAUUGUUGCUGUCUCUCAUAAGGAUGAAUGAAAGACUCACUUUAACCAGACUGAAGGGUGACAUGAGUUGGCGUGGAACAGUCUUGUUUUCACACUAUUGGAUCAAUCAGUUGUUGGACCUUUGAGAGAACACUUAUUCCCAGAGACUUACCAGGGCUGCAGUCAUGUCAAACUCCCAGGAGCAGAGCCUGGAUGAGGAUGUGGUGUUCCUGCCGGUUAAUGAGUCUUCCCCAGAGUUCCUCCACUGUGAGAAGGAGCGUCAAGCAGUGGAGAGACUCAUAAGUGCAGGACCAGAGGCCUUCUACAGCGCCAUCGGCACGGAGCGCUCUGGCUGCUUCCUGUCAUCCGAAGAGGUCAGCCAGAUAACAACCUGGGCUCAGGACUAUCGCUUCAACCCACCUCAGGUGCAAAGACUCGAGAAUGGAGAAGAAGGCGGUUCAGACAUGAAGGACUUCUGUUCAACGUACUUCCCUUCCCACUCGGACGUACCACUUCCAGACCUGGAGCUGGGCUGGCCUGAGAAAAGCCCCUGGGUUCCAAAGGGAAGUAUUACAGUCCACACCAAUCCUCCUGCCGAGGGAGAACCUCCUGUCAGAGAAGUCAUUAGACGGCACCUACAGAAAGCCAGCCAGGUGAUUGCCAUUGUGACAGAUAGAUUGACAGAUGGGGCAAUAAUUGGGGAUUUACACAAUGCUGCCUCAAGGGGAGUCCCUGUUUACAUCAUCCUGAACCAAAGGUCCAUUCAGGAGAACUUCACGCUCAACAGGCUCCGUCAUCCGAACAUGCAGGUUCGUGUGCUUGGAGGGAAAACCUUCUGUUCAAGGGCAGGAAGAAUGGUGGUCGGGGAAAUGAAAGACAAGUUUCUCCUGGUGGAUUUAGAGACAGUGAUUCAUGGAAGCUGCAGCCUCACAUGGACUGACGCCCACCUGCACCGACAGCUCAUCACUGUCCUGCAAGGCCCAGUCACCGACUCAUUUGACAGAGAGUUCAGGAUCCUUUUUGCUGCUUCCCUUCCAGUCUCAGACACAUGGAGGGUUGCAGAAACUCACGUAGAUGUGGCCCAUCAGCUAAAAGACUUCUCACAUCACAGGUUUCAAAAACAGCUCUCUUGGGAGCGUGAGAUAACCAGCCCCCCUUCCCCACCUGCUGAUUCCCUCCUGGACUGGGAAGCCAUGGGGGUUAUUCAGAGAAACUCCUUCUACCCGGACAGCCCUUUUGAUCAACAUGAGGACAUUUUGGUCAAGGAGAUAUCAAUGCAGAACAACAUGCUGUUUGCCAACACACCCAUUGUGGACAAUUUUACUAACAAUGGAGACCAAUCCAUGGAUAAGAAAAGAGUCAGUAAAAUCACCUCCCCAGUGACAAACAAUAUGCCUGAAAUGUCAUUAUCUUUCAGGGAUCCUGAUUAUUUUCACAGCAACACACAGCUCUCAAAAACAGACCUGAGAUCCCCAGAAAGAAUGAAAAGCAGGGUGGAACGAGAAAUAGAAAAAGGCCUUUCCAGGCAAUUCUCUGCAGAGAAGAACUCAGAUCCAUAUGACAAAACAAGACUUGAUGAUAAAGCAAAAGAGCCAGCACACAUAAUGGUGACACCUUCACCUUCUCAGAGAAGAGAGUGCUUAAGGAGGGAGUCCUUUUUGGAAGAAGAGAGGAGAGAAAACGAAAAAAGUUCCAAAGUGGAGAACACAACAUCCUCCAGAAAACCUUUAAUACUGAGGGUGCCGCAGUCUGAGAGCUUCAGCUCACUCAGUGACAUUAUGAAGAGGAUUCAGCUUCAGGAGAGCUCUUCAGGUCGGCUCAGUAGAGGAUCAAAGGCCGCCGUGUCAGAGAUGAGCCGGUCCAUGAUGGAUCUGAGCGUACAUAACGCAGAUACAAAUCAUGACGAGAGAGGAGUCCCGGUGCCUCGGUUCAAGGCCAGUUGCUUUGACCCGGGUCGCACAACACCAGCUUCCUCCCUGAUGAAGAACAGGAGCGAUGACUUGAAACCUUUAUUAUACAGGACUCCGACCGACUUUCCACCAAGACAUAGGCCUCGCAGCUCCAGUUAUGCCCUCAAUAUGGACUGGAGGAGGUCACUUGCAGAGAUGAAAAGUGAGCAGGAAUGAGCAGCACAAGAAAUAAGAAGAUGAACUAUCAAUGAGUGCAACAUCAUCAGCAUCAUAUAAAACCAACUUACACCUCUAAAAGAAUAAAAACAAGAAAGACAUAGUGUACAUUAGAAUUGAGAUUGACACUCUUUUGUAUGUUGUUUACUUACAAAAUAACAUAUUGAGGAAUUUCUCCUACAAUGUAAAAACAAGUGAUUGGUAUUUGUUGUUGCAUCAAAAAGAAGAAAUCAGUUGUGAAGGUAUAGGCCUACAUCAAAGACAAAUAGAUCAUGUCAUUUCUUUUUUUCUGGGAUUUUGGGGGCAUGAAGUUACCAUUUUAUGAUUUAAUGUGUUUUUUUAAAUCCAACAAAAACCAAUAGGCUACUUUCAUGGAAGUGCAGCCUAUACUUUUACAUCACUGAUAAAUAAAUCUGUUUCCCAAAGAUAUUCAUUUGUGACACACUUGAAAUAAUGCAUCAAAAUUGAAAUGUAGGGGGGCUAUUAACAAAAUCAUGAAUUUGAUAAGGAAAAAUAAAAAAUAUGUUUUUGAUGA
Labrus mixtus (cuckoo wrasse) is the source of this 2895-nucleotide messenger RNA. It is a transcript of the gene sack1e, whose product is annotated as family with sequence similarity 83 member E. The transcript has 10 exons. Bases 420 to 2360 code for a protein of 646 amino acids. The record is from RefSeq and is a predicted model, not a curated record. NCBI's taxonomy places the organism in Eukaryota, Metazoa, Chordata, Actinopteri, Labriformes, Labridae. Gene Ontology annotation, biological process: epidermal growth factor receptor signaling pathway.